Molecule: messenger RNA, 1848 nt
Organism: Styela clava
Lineage: Eukaryota; Metazoa; Chordata; Ascidiacea; Stolidobranchia; Styelidae
Product: MORN repeat-containing protein 1-like
Source: RefSeq, a predicted model, not a curated record
UGUAGGCCUACUUUUCAUUGACUAUUAAUCCCAGAUACAUGAAACUUGAGUAGACUAUGACAGCAUUUUCAUAUUUAUCGUGGAGAGAGUAAAUGAAGUUCAUAACGAAAUCUAAUUAUAUGGCGCGUCACGGUUAUUCGUCCAGUACCGGUACCGCACAUUGAGAAGUUUAUUGUCAGGUUGUAGAUGUACGAAUAUUGUUUGACUACCCUAUUAUAUCUAAAGUAAUGAGUGCUGUCAUACGAACCAAUUUCUAUGCGGGCGAAACAAAGAAUCAACUUCGAGAUGGAAUUGGAAUUUAUUAUUAUGCAAACAAAUUCUUUCGUUACGAAGGUGACUGGUUCAAAGGGAAAAAACAUGGUCAUGGAAAACUUAUCAUGGCUGACGGGAGCUAUUAUGAAGGAGAGUUCAAGGAGGGUGAAAUAGAGGGACACGGAUUCCGUAAAUGGCAACAAAGUGGUAAUUCAUAUUCUGGUGAGUUUCAUUUUGGUGAGAUGCAUGGCCAUGGAGUAUUGAAUUAUGCAAAUGGAAGCCAAUAUAAAGGUGAAUUUUCUAGCAAUUGCCGACAUGGAAAUGGUGUAUAUCGGGAUGAACAUGGUAAUGAGUAUGAAGGAUUUUGGUAUAAUAACAGACAAAGUGGACAUGGUAUUUUAACAUUUAAAAAUGGUGAUGUUUAUGAAGGUGACUUUGUUAAAGGUAAUAGACAAGGACACGGCCUAAUGCGAUUUGCUGAUGGCGGAUUCUAUGAAGGCCAAUGGCAUGCAGAUGUAUUCAGUGGUGAAGGUAAAAUAUCCCAUUGUAGUGGUAUUUCAUACAGUGGUCUGUGGCUCAAUGGAGAGCCUGCAUUAAUUGCGAAAGAAAUUGCUCCUGCUGACAGUACAACAGGAAAUCAUUGUCUGCAAGGACAAGCUUUUAAUUUGAAAUUGCAAUUACUUGAUCGAAAUGGUAAUAUAUUGAUUGAAGAAUGUGGCAGAAAGUUUGAAAUUUCUGCUGGAUUUAAAUAUGUUCCUCAAAGCAAAAGCAACCAGUCUCUUCUAGAACUAAUAGAAGAUAUAGAAGAAAAACCUAUAUCAACUCCUUUCGGAUAUGAUAUUUUAUCGUAUCCCAUUGUUGAGUUGGAACCAUACAAUGGGAAAGACGAUAUGACAUCAAAGGUCAUAAGACAGAGCAGCGAAAGUUUACCAAAUGUUUCAGAAGUUAGUGAAUCAAAAUCACAUGAAGACAAAUCAGACUGUGAAAUAAAAGAUGAGAGUUUACUUAUAAAGCAACCUUCAAUAACAGAUUCAACUGUUUCCGUUGAAUCUAGAUCAUGGCAUAAUCUGACUACACCAACUAGAACAGUAUAUAACGGAACUCUUGGAUUUGACAAUCUUUUUUUGCCUUACGUUCCUCCCAACAACAAAGUGCCUGAUGAUGCUAAAUCUAAGAGGUCAAAGGGAAGCAGAACAGCAAGUGCAGUAUCUUCAUCAAGUUCGGAGGGUAAAAUUGUCACUUCGAAACAAAAAGUUUCAUCUGAGAAAGGUGCUAAUCCUGGAGAAUAUGUAAUUAUUGUUAAAGAGAUAACUGAACCUCCUUUUUUAGGUAACAGACUUGAAAUUUUUUUCACAACCGUGACUGUUUCGGCUCCUAAACAGCUUCGAAAAUCUAAAACUAAGGUUGCUGGGAACUAAAUUCUUAUCUAUUCUAUAUUUUAUUUCGUAGAAAAUUUUAGAUUAUUUUUUCAUAAAUGGAUAUAAACACAUGUGGAAUUCAAUAUUCAAUACUCUAACAUGAAUAUUCCAUGGAUUAUCUUUAUAUGUGUUUAAUACCUUGCAUGGGUUAAGACAGGUUCAAAUCUUAUGUGAAAAA